AUGUUGAUAAUAAUAAAAAAUGAACUUUUAUCAAAUGGAGAAUAUUCAUCUUCAAUAAAACGUUCAUAUCCAUCACUUUCACAACGUUUAGGUCUUGCCGAUGAUUCCGAUCAAUCAGAUGGUGAACCUUAUAAUCCAUCAGAUGAGAAUUUUAUUGAAACACAACAAAGAAUUAUUCGACAACCACAAACAUCACUUAGAGAAUCAAUAUUAUUAUCAACUGGAUAA
Messenger RNA from Rotaria sp. Silwood2, 228 nucleotides. The record is from the annotation of a GenBank genome assembly. NCBI's taxonomy places the organism in Eukaryota, Metazoa, Rotifera, Eurotatoria, Philodinida, Philodinidae.